Dracunculus medinensis (Guinea worm) is the source of this 1116-nucleotide messenger RNA. NCBI's taxonomy places the organism in Eukaryota, Metazoa, Nematoda, Chromadorea, Rhabditida, Dracunculidae. The record is from the annotation of a GenBank genome assembly.
AUGGAAAGCGACGAUAGAAGUAUAGAAGUUUAUGACCAGAUUCAUAUUCCAUUAUCGAUAACAAUAUGUUUAUUUGGUGCGAUUUCCAAUGUUUUCAAUAUAAUUGUUCUAACAAGAAAAAAUAUGCGCACGCCAGUAAACAUUCUUCUGGCAGGUCUUUCAAUUUCACAGUGGUUAUUAGCACUUAGUUAUCUUGGAUUAAUCACUAUCGAAUUGUAUAGAUUACAAUGUUACCGAUUACCUUGGACAUAUCCAUUCACCUGGUACCGAUUGAUCAAUGUCAAUUGUAAUGUAAUUUUUCACACUGUAGCUUUUGCGCAUACACUAGCAAUUGCUGUAUUUCGAUACACAGCACUCAAAUGGCCUGUAGCGAUUCGAGUACAUUUGUAUAGGACAGAACUGGCAAUUACAGCGACAUGUUCUAUUUGGAUUAUUGUUCCCAUAAUUUGUUCACCAAUUUUUUUCACAUCGGAGGUCGCUAAAUUAGAUUUUAAUUAUAUGAACUGUUCUAUCAGUGUAAUGUAUGAUUUGAACUAUUCGAAUAAUACCGCUUUAUUAAAAUUUGUUUUUUGGAUGUUUGGCAUUGUUAUGAAAUUAAUACCAUCAAUGGUGCUAGCUGUUCUUGUUAUUGGUUUAAUAAGAUCUUUGCAUAGUAUCGAUAAGCGACGGAACCAAUUAUCAUCGGGAAGGCUAGUUGAAAAUAAUGUCUCGAUGAAAACAAAACGAAUAUAUGUGUCUACAACGAAAUUAACUAGAAUGCUUGUUAUCAUUUUGUUCCUAUGUAUACUCGUUGAAUUUCCGCAUGGUGUCCUUAAUUUGUGUACAGGAAUAUAUGGUGCAAGUUUCGGUGUGAGCGUCUACGAUCAUCUGGGUUCAUUCAUGGAAAUGCUUACUUUAUUAUAUAGUUCCAUUAGCUUUAUAUUAUAUUGCUUAAUGUCUACGGAUUAUUUGCAUGCAUUUCGAUCACUUUUUUGCUCUUGUACCAAAUUUACUGUGAGACAUUCAUCCUCCACUCAUUUACAAAUUUUAUUCAGGCGUUCGUUCAAUCGUGAUAAAAGCAGUGUUUGCAUUAAUCAAGAUAAAUUUUUGCCAGAUCAUUCCGAUUAUCAACUUUGA